AUGUUACUUCGUCACACUACCAUAGGAAAGUCGCCUCCUCAGUCACCAAAGUUGGCGGCCACCUUCAAAGCUGAAUUCAGCCCUACUACAGGCGAUAAUAUUUUUGAAAAAGCACCAUGUGUGUCCUUCAUCACCGAUGAUACAGACACAAAUAAACUAGAAACGGUUACGGAAGUCAACGAAAGGCGCAAAUGGAGAAGAGCAGCACUGGCUGUUGCAAUAGCCAGUUUAAUGGCUUCGCUUUUGUUCUGCGCGGCUUCGCUAUUCGGCGCGGCCACUAUGGGAAGUUCGGCCGUCCUUGCUUCAGCCCUUGAUACGCUGUUGGCCGUACUUGGCUCUGCUGUGGUGAUCUGGCGGUUUAGCGAUGACAGAAACGGCUCAGUUGGUUCCAAGAGAGAGAAGUAUGGAUCGAUAGUAUUUGGCGUUAUGUUCACAGUAAACGGCGUCAUAUCAAUAGUGGUAUCCACAUUUCAUUUGCUGGACGAACAUAGACCGACAGACACUAACAUCACGUGGCCAGCUUUGCUUUGUUUCAGCUUUGUUUACCUUGUUCUGACCAUUCUUGAGAACUGGAUAUAUCGACAAAAUAAGAGCUCCGUACUUUUUACGCUAUUCGUCGAUGAUGCGGCGACCAGUGCCAUUAUGUUUGGUCUUUUUAUUAGUGCACUACUACUUGAUCAAAUCCCGAGCUUGUGGUAUUUAGACCAUGCGGUUGCUAUUGCGCUUGCGUUGGUUCUUAUAGCAACAGGCUUGAAGAUCUUUGUGGAUAUUUUUGUUUACAACGAACUUCCUUUCCAUUAA
Messenger RNA from Porites evermanni, 801 nucleotides. The record is from the annotation of a GenBank genome assembly. NCBI's taxonomy places the organism in Eukaryota, Metazoa, Cnidaria, Anthozoa, Scleractinia, Poritidae.